AUGUAUCAUACAGGAAGUAUAAUUAGAAGAUUGAAAUCGUUAAAGUCACAUAUUGAAACAUCACAACAAGAGUCUGCCAUCAAUCAAGAUUUCGAAGAACAACAGAAAAAGAAAAAAAAGAAUAAAGAUACAUCGCAACAAGAUCAUCAUGGUGAAGAGGAAGAUGAAACCUAUGAUGUCAUUGUUGUAGGUGGAGGUAUUACAGGUACUUCUUCUGCCUAUCUCUUGGCAAAGAGUGGUUUAAAAGUAUUAUUACUUGAACAAUUCGAGAAGAUGCAUUCUAAUGGAAGUUCACAUGGAGAUGGUAGAAUUAUCAGAUACUCAUAUCCAGAGGAUAUAUAUGUAAAAUUAUCAAAGAUUGCCUAUCCAUUGUGGGCACAAGUAGAAAAGGAAUCAAAACAAAAAUUAAUACAUAUCACUGGUGGUCUUGAUUUUGGUGCAUUCGAUGAAGAAGCACUUAGACAAUUAUUAAUUGCCUAUGAUAAUAAUAAAAUAAGUUAUAGUAUUUUAGGAUAUAAAGAAGCAAACAAGAGAUUCCCACAAUAUAAAUUUGAUAAGGAAACAUUAAUUGUUUACCAGCCAGAUAGUGGAGUGGUAUUUGCAUCAAAAGCAGUUGGAGCACUUUGGUCUUUGGCUCAAAAAUAUGGUGCAACUUUGUUUGAUAAAACAAAGGUAGAUACAAUCACUGUUGAAAAUGAUAAUAUGGUCACUGUAAAGACUCUUGAUCAAAAAACAUUUGUAGCUAAAAAGAUUGUUUUGGCUGCUGGUGGAUGGAUCAAUGACUUACUUUUACGUUCACAAUUGGGAUUACGUAUUCCUGUCAAUAUUUCAAUGGAAAAGGUAUUUUAUUAUCAACCCAAACAAUCAACUGCCACCACCACCACCACCACAAUAGACUAUACAAUGUAUUCAAAUCCAGUUACAAUCAAUUAUGCAGGAAAGGAUUUAAUUUAUUAUUCACUUCCACAAAUUGAUAUUCCAGGUGUCAAGGUAGGAUAUCAUCAUUCUGGACCAGUACUAGAUUCAAUGGAUAGUCCAAAACCAGAAUACCCACAAGAAUACCAAGAUAUGGUAUCUGGUUUUGUUGGUAAAUACAUGCCAGGAUUAAAUAACAAAUUAGAUAGUAAUACCAAAACACUACUAUGUCAUUAUACCAAUACAUCUGAUUUUCACUUUAUUAUUGAUCGUCAUCCAUCACAUCGUAAUAUAAUUAUUGCCAGUCCUUGUUCUGGACAUGGUUUCAAAUUUGGACCUGCCAUUGGUCAAAUUGUUUUAGAUUUGGUCAUGGACAUCGAUACACCAAUCCCUUUGGAUGACUUUUCACUCAAAAGAUUUAAAUCAAAUAUUUAUAAAAGAAUUGGUGCCUAA
This is a messenger RNA of Cavenderia fasciculata, 1368 nucleotides long. RefSeq lists its product as uncharacterized. Gene Ontology annotation, molecular function: flavin adenine dinucleotide binding; sarcosine oxidase activity. The transcript has 3 exons. Lineage: Eukaryota; Evosea; Eumycetozoa; Acytosteliales; Cavenderiaceae. Bases 1 to 1368 code for a protein of 455 amino acids. The record is from RefSeq and is a predicted model, not a curated record.